CUCUAAACAGGAAGAAAGCUAUAUUUUAUUCAACAAUGGCUGUAAUGAAAUAUCUCACAUGCACGGUCACAUGACCUAGUUGUAUAUAUGAGUGUGUAUUUGGAAACAAAAACAUAGAGAUUUAGAGUAUUGUAACAAGAAGAUGAAGAACACUUUAACUUUAGAAAAAAAUACAAUCAAGAAAGGUGCAUGGAGUAAAGAAGAGGACGACAAGUUACGAGCUUAUAUUCAAAGAUAUGGCCACUGGAAUUGGCGUUUACUUCCGAAGUUUGCUGGUUUGUCUAGAAGUGGGAAGAGUUGUAGAUUGCGAUGGAUGAAUUAUCUUCGCCCAAACAUCAAACAUGGAAAUUUUACAAAAGAAGACGAUGAGAUCAUUGUGAGAUUGCAUAAAAAUAUUGGCAACAAAUGGACUGUUAUAGCUGCUCAUAUGCCUGGAAGAAGUGACAAUGAUGUAAAAAACCGUUGGAACUCGCAUUUGAAGAAACGGGUUCAAGAUUAUCAAACUCAUGUGUUAAAAAACAUUAAUCGCCAUGAAACCACGAAGCCUGAUGAAGCAGCUUCAUGUUCUUCUGGCACUAAUAGUAGCUCAGAUGAUCAUAUUCCAAGUGAUGUUACGCCACAAAAUUACGAUUACGAAUUGAGUGGAGACUUUUGGACCGAUCCAUUUUUACUGGACAUUUAUACGUCAUCAGUUGAAAACACAACGCCGUGGAGUUUAGUCCACAAUUUCGGCUCUCAGUCUUCUUGGGAUGAUAUGACUAUCAGUGAGGAUUUGUCAUGGUCAGCACUGAGUUCAUAUUUUGAAUACAAUAAUUACUGAUAAUUAAAUUGGUUUCAUAGUCAACAUGUUCGAUAAAUUAUGUCGGUAUAAUUUAACACGAUAGAUGAUCGUUUUGAUUUUUGUAUAUCGUUAAUAUAACUAGCUAUCUUAAAUUACAUUUAAAAAUUAUAUGUA
This is a messenger RNA of Lactuca sativa (garden lettuce), 955 nucleotides long. Its product is annotated as transcription factor MYB15. Lineage: Eukaryota; Viridiplantae; Streptophyta; Magnoliopsida; Asterales; Asteraceae. The record is from RefSeq and is a predicted model, not a curated record.